Messenger RNA from Arabidopsis thaliana (thale cress), 2849 nucleotides. RefSeq names its product S-adenosyl-L-methionine-dependent methyltransferases superfamily protein. Gene Ontology annotation, molecular function: methyltransferase activity. NCBI's taxonomy places the organism in Eukaryota, Viridiplantae, Streptophyta, Magnoliopsida, Brassicales, Brassicaceae. The coding region runs from base 443 to 2269 and encodes 608 amino acids. Gene Ontology annotation, cellular component: Golgi membrane. The record is from RefSeq and is marked reviewed. The transcript is spliced from 8 exons.
UUGAUGAUAAAAGUAGAAAAAGUAUAUUUAUUUAUAUAAACACCGAUGAACAAAUAACGACCUCCACCGAUUCUCUCUCUCUCUCUCUCUCUCUUUCACUUGCAGUGUGUCGCUUUGCUGCCUUCAUUCUCAUUUCACACGAAGAUUAAAAAAAGUUGGUCUCUUUCCUAAUUUAGAAGAGUGAUAAACCAAUCCCAGAUCCGAGUCUCUCUCCCCAUCUCCUUCUUUCUCUCUUUUGAAUAACACACUGCGGUUUUUUGCCUUUGAGAUCUGUCAUUGUCUCUUCCAAAUCUAGAACCUUUACUUGGGUUGUAACAGAUUCAAAUAUCUGUAACUAGUGAGAAAUCAUCAAUUUUUAAAGCUGAAGUCUUCACUUAGUAGUCUGCAUCCUUUAACUCGGAACGUUGGGUCUCCGUUUGGCUUUAUCUCAAAUAAGAAGGCAAUGAAAGGAAGAUCAGAUGGAGGGCAAAAGAAGCGGGUGAUUGCUUUGGUUUGCGUUGCAGCGGUAGUUCUUGUUUUCGUAUAUCUGUUCUACGGCUCUUCUGAUCAUAGAGCAUCGGCUAUCGAAUACGGGAGAAAACUCGGGUUAGGUGGGGAUGAUGAUGAUACUAAACAGGAUGACACUUCUAGCUCAUUUGGUGUUGAUGAUGGUUUCACUCCGAGAAGUUUUCCUGUGUGUGAUGAUCGACAUUCGGAGCUUAUUCCUUGCUUAGAUAGGAAUCUUAUAUACCAAAUGAGAUUGAAGCUGGAUUUGUCUUUGAUGGAGCAUUAUGAACGUCAUUGUCCUCCUCCUGAGAGACGAUUCAAUUGCUUGAUUCCGCCUCCUAAUGGAUAUAAGGUUCCGAUUAAAUGGCCAAAAAGCAGAGAUGAAGUGUGGAAAGUGAACAUACCUCAUACUCAUCUUGCACAUGAGAAGUCUGACCAAAACUGGAUGGUUGUCAAAGGAGAUAAGAUUAAUUUCCCUGGUGGAGGCACACAUUUUCAUUAUGGUGCUGAUAAGUAUAUUGCAUCGAUGGCAAAUAUGCUUAACUAUCCUAACAACGUGCUGAACAACGGUGGAAGGCUAAGGACGGUUUUCGAUGUUGGUUGUGGUGUUGCGAGUUUUGGAGGUUAUCUUUUAUCAUCGGAUAUUCUCACAAUGUCCUUGGCUCCAAAUGAUGUGCAUCAGAACCAAAUCCAAUUUGCUCUUGAGAGAGGGAUUCCUGCCUCCCUCGGUGUUUUAGGGACAAAGAGGCUCCCAUACCCAAGCAGAUCUUUUGAACUUUCUCACUGUUCACGUUGCAGAAUCGAUUGGCUACAAAGAGACGGGAUUCUUCUUCUCGAGCUAGACAGAGUACUUAGACCUGGUGGUUAUUUUGCAUAUUCAUCUCCAGAGGCAUAUGCACAAGAUGAAGAGGAUCUUAGAAUCUGGAGAGAAAUGAGUGCUCUUGUGGAGCGCAUGUGUUGGAAGAUCGCGGCAAAAAGGAAUCAAACUGUUAUUUGGCAGAAACCUUUGACAAAUGAUUGUUAUCUAGAAAGAGAACCUGGAACUCAGCCUCCUCUUUGCCGUUCUGAUAAUGACCCUGAUGCUGUGUGGGGCGUAAACAUGGAAGCUUGCAUUACUUCUUACAGUGACCAUGACCACAAAACCAAGGGAAGUGGAUUAGCUCCAUGGCCAGCUCGGUUAACCUCUCCUCCUCCCAGACUUGCUGAUUUUGGAUAUUCAACGGGCAUGUUUGAGAAGGACACGGAACUUUGGAGGCAGAGAGUAGAUACUUAUUGGGAUCUCUUGAGUCCAAGAAUCGAAUCAGAUACAGUGAGGAACAUAAUGGACAUGAAAGCAAGCAUGGGCUCUUUUGCUGCUGCUCUGAAAGAAAAAGAUGUCUGGGUAAUGAAUGUUGUUCCUGAGGACGGACCUAACACGCUUAAACUGAUAUAUGACAGAGGUUUAAUGGGCGCGGUUCAUAGCUGGUGUGAAGCAUUCUCGACAUAUCCAAGGACAUAUGAUCUCCUCCAUGCUUGGGAUAUUAUAUCGGAUAUCAAGAAAAAAGGAUGUAGUGAAGUGGAUUUGUUACUGGAGAUGGAUCGAAUACUGCGCCCGAGCGGGUUUAUAAUCAUAAGGGAUAAACAAAGAGUGGUGGAUUUUGUGAAGAAGUAUCUAAAGGCAUUGCAUUGGGAAGAAGUAGGUACCAAGACAGACUCAGAUUCAGAUCAAGAUUCAGACAAUGUUGUAUUCAUUGUCCAGAAGAAGCUGUGGUUGACUAGUGAAAGCCUUAGAGAUAUGGAGUGAUGAGUAAGCCACACGAUACACAAAAAUUACGACCAAUGAUCAUACAACCAACAAAUUUCAUUAUUGUAGUAGCAACAUUAUUUAUUAACGUUGUUUUUAAUUUUUUUAAUUAUUGUAUCUUUCUUACAUUCUUAUAAGUGAUGUUGUUUGUAUGAUUUUGGUAGAGAAGAGAAGACACGUAUAAGUAAAGAACGAUAGAUUCUUUUGAUAAGAAUUGAAACCAUGAGACAUGGAAAUCUCUCAUGUGAGGUUUAGCGACUGAAAAUAGUCGGACAGGUGUUGCUUUGUUUUCCGCGUUCACCGGAAGUGCGAAUCUCCGAGGUGCGGUUGUGGUGGUGGUUCCAGCUUCUCCUCCUUUGCCUUCGACCUCCAUUUUUGUGAGCUUUGUGAAGGUUCGAUAGAAUUUGGGAGGUUUGGGGUUUAAGAAUGAGGAAUCUCAGGUUGAGGUUAUGAAUCUGUGACAUUUUCAUGGAUGUGUGGUCUUGUGAAGCGUUGAGGUAAUCAUGUUUUUUAUUUAUUUUUGGAUUUUGGAUGCUAUCUUUUUCCUUUUAAUGCGAUGGUAUAAAAAAAUCCUUCAAUU